AUUGGGUAAGCGGCACUAGUUUGCUCCUGCUGUUAGCAAACUGCUGAGGGAGGAAACACCGGUAACUUCUCAAAGAUGGGUUAAAGAAAUGUAUCCCAUUAUAUGACGCUGUGGGGACACGCAUACAGACCACACCAGUAACUCUGCAUUAACUGUUUUUGUCUCAAUGUGUUCCAGAAAGCGUAAACGGUACUCCAGGGACAUAAAGUAUGUUUUCUUUCCCGAUGAUGUCCACAAUGGUCUCCAGAAAGUGGGCAGGGAGCCUCCCUCAAUCUCAGCCCUGUCAUCCGCCAAGAGCUGGGAAAAAUGUGGAGACAGUUUUUUGGACAGUCCGGUGACAGAGAUCCUUCAGUCACCAGGAAGAAAACUGUCUGCUGUAAGGAAGUUGAAACAGUUACCUUCAGUUCCAAGCAGUGGCCCUCACCAUGAUGAGGACCCAGUGAAUAUUGCGUGGAGCUCCAGUAACUCUGAGCAGUCUGACAAUGAGACCCAGGAGCAGCAUCUGCCCAGAGUUGCACCACGGCAGCAGCAGUCUCGCAGUCGAGCCAGACCCACAGCUCCCACUCAGUCUUACAGCAGAGGGCUGCUCAUGCUCAGCACUGAUAAAGAUGACCUUCCUGUUAUUGACACAGACAGCGAUCUGGAUGAUGAGUCUCAUGAAGAUGUUGAAAAGGACAGUAAGCAACAAAUCUCAGACUGUGAGUCCUCUGAAGAAAAGCCAAAUGACUUUUCUGCUAAAACAGAAGAUGUUGAGGAGCUUGAGAUCUCAGGGUAUGCGUCUAAUGGAGAGGAUAGUGGCAGCUCAAGCAGACUGGACUCUGAGGUCUUUCCUCUCCAAAGUGGUGAGGGCAGCAAAAGGUCAAUCAGUGACUGGGUGAGAUCUGCUCAGGCGAUGCUGCAGACACCUCAGAAACCAAUGAACAGGCAACCCAAGACUCCAGAAGACUCCGCCAAAAAGAAAAGAAAGUUUCAAAGUGGAGGUCUGGCAGAGAGGCUGAAUCGACUUCAGUGCAGGCAGAGGUCAGCUAUCAGCUUCUGGAAGCACCAGUCCAUCUCAGAUACCUCAACAGCAACAACCGCAACAGUGGACAGGCCUGGCGUGCUGGUGCUUGAGGUGCUGGAGGUUCAUGAGGAGUGCAGCAUGCAGUUGGCGCACUGUGAACACCACCAACCCCCUGGAGAUGGCCACCAACUCAGUAACCCGGUCUCUGAGGAGAAAGCUCAUAUGUUGGUGUUAUUCAACAGAGAGACAGCUGCCCAACUGAUUCCUGCACCCAGAGACGUCAUCCACCUAUAUCCACCAUGGCAAAGCCUUUCUGUUGAGGGCUUCAGCUGUCCUGUUAUUCUGAACACACACUUCAGCAAGAAGGUCUUCUCUGCUUCCAAAGCGGCCAACACAUCUAUUCCUAGAGACCGGGUAUUUGCAGAAAGGCACACGCCGUAUUAUUUGGGUAAAUCAUUCGCACUGCUGGAUUCAUGCAGGGCCACGGAUGAGAGCGAUGCCAAUCAGGUUGCCCAGUGUAGUUUGGGGGGUUCAGGAGUUUUGACAAGACACUGCAUCUCUCUUCUGGAAGCUAUUGAAGGACUCGGCCAGGCUGGCUUUGUGGAGCAAGAUGUAGAGGUGGUUGUCCAGAGAGUUUACUCCAUCCACAUGGCUGACUGCUCUCCUGUGUCCAUCCUCAAACCAAGAGUUCCCCUCAGGUCCUCCACAGCUCCUCCUGCAGAAAAAGGCAAAACAAGGUUGUGUGUGCUUGUCCAGGACAGCUACGGGAUGUUCAGUGUGGUUCAGCUCCACCCCCUGCCCUGUGAGGAUGACCUCAGCCAGUACUGCCAGAUGUGGCAGGGGAAGACCUGCAUGCUGAGAGGCAUUAAAGUGGUGCAGCGGGUCACACGAGAAAGGAGCUCCAGGCUUUUCAGCUUGAUAGACAGCCUGUGGCCCCCAGCGAUGCCUCUUAAGGAUCAUGGAAACUCACUUAGUAUGCAGAGUGAAAGCAGACCUUUGGCUGCAGCUCUGAGUUUCUGCUACCUGCUCUCAGGCCAGCAGGGCUCUGUGGAGCCCAGCGAGGAUCAAGGCACUUCCCCGCUUUACCUUCAGCCUACAAAACUAACCUUACGAGACAUACUGCAGAGCGAGACAGAAACCUGCCGCUGCACAUUUACUGCCACAGUUUUAUACAAGAGAAUUCAGAACACUGAUAUAGGCCAGGGUGAGGUUUGGUUGGUGCUCACAGACCCGAGCCUUCAGGAGGAGCAGCCAGAGAGGCCAUGCAGGCGCACUGUGGCUCUGCGUGUGAACACUUCCUGUGUGCUCACUUCCUCCGUCCUCAAAACACUGAAUUCUCCCGCUGUGUGUCACAUGUUGUUCAGAGAUGCCAUCAAAGAACAUGGUGUCCUCCUCUGUGCGGAGCAGUCAGUUGUUGAGGUGUGCCCUGAUGGUUGCCUCAAAUCCACAAACCGGUCAGAAGUCCUUUUGCAGUUGCUGCCUGAGCCCCAGGCGAAGACCCUGCCCCAGCCUGUGAGACUGGAUCCACUGAGUCUGGAGACCACACCCAACUCCCUCUGCAUUCUCACAGGUGUGAUUGUUGGUGUGGAUGAAAGCACGGCGUAUUCGUGGCCUGCCUGUAAUCUCUGUGGAAAUGACAACUUAGAGCUGUCAGCUGAAAGGCCUCAGAACUUUCACUGUGCGUCUUGUAAGUCUGUAGUGGAUAAGCCGAACACAAAGAUCCAGCUGGAAGUCUUCCUGACUACGUCUUCAUUAAGAAACUGCACCAUGAAGGUGAAGCUGCAGCAGAGGACGAUCAUGACCAUCCUGAACGCCGCAGAGCUGGAGGGGAGUGAGUUCCCAGGAUACGAUGUGGAGGCUGUCUUGGGAAAAGAGGUGGGCCCCAUCCCCGUUUACGUCCGAGUCAUCACUAGGAAGCCUGCCCUCUGGAUGGGCCUGGAGGAAAUCUGCCUCUGAGGCUGUCAGGGCGAGCAGCUAAUGAUAUCAAUCCUCAGGCUUCGGCUGGCUCCAAGGAUCUGCAACACUGGGCCUUGGUCUGAGCCAGUUUAUCCUCCUCUCUUCCCCCUCCCCUCCGAAGGCCUCCCUGACAGCUUGAGGCUGUGCUGAAGAGAACAGGCUGUGAAGACACAAGGUCCUGUUUGUGUUAAUGAUAUGUGAUCUAACCAACCAGGGGUUGACAGCCCAAGGGUAGAGCAGUGGCAUGCAGGCUGUCAAGCACAGCCCACGUGGUUCAUUAACUGAGAUUUUUGGCUUUAAUUUUUUUCUUUAUCUUUUUCAUCCUGUCUCUGUAUUUAAGAUUACUCACUUUAUGUCAAUAAAGGUUUAUUUUUGCUGACUCUG
Messenger RNA from Archocentrus centrarchus (flier cichlid), 3343 nucleotides. It is a transcript of the gene spidr, whose product is annotated as scaffold protein involved in DNA repair. Gene Ontology annotation, biological process: regulation of establishment of protein localization to chromosome; double-strand break repair via homologous recombination. The transcript has 20 exons. The coding region runs from base 167 to 2959 and encodes 930 amino acids. The record is from RefSeq and is a predicted model, not a curated record. Gene Ontology annotation, cellular component: nucleoplasm; nuclear chromosome. Lineage: Eukaryota; Metazoa; Chordata; Actinopteri; Cichliformes; Cichlidae.